AUGGCCCGCCUCCCCUUCCUCGGCCGCCUUACCUCCAGAGAUUACGCCGCCCUCAUCUUUGGCGGCGUAUUCGUCCUCUUCGAGGCCAUCCUCACCCUCGUUAUCUCCUUCCUCCCCAAAACCGUCAUCGAAUGGUUCUACGACCGCUCUCGCAGCCUCUUCCACUUUUCCGUCGGCCCUCCCAUCCCCAAGUCUCCCCACCAGCAUCUCACCGACCGCAUCCGUCGUGCAGAAGACUUCUCCAGGCUAUGCGAAAUCUUUGGCUAUGAGCACGAGGAGCACGUCGUCCUCACCAAGGACGGUUACCUUCUCGGACUCCACCGCCUGCCUGCAAAGAAGGGCGAGGUCAGAGAGAACUCGGGUGUAUCCACCGGCAAGCCCGUCGUAUACCUUCACCACGGCCUCCUCAUGAAUUCCGAGGUUUGGGUUUGCCUCACCAACCCCGAGCGUUCUCUUGCCUUCACCCUCGUCGAGCUUGGUUUCGACGUCUGGCUCGGUAAUAAUCGCGGCAACAAGUAUUCCAAGAAGUCCAUUCACCACAAUCCUAACUCUACCAAGUUUUGGGACUACAGCAUCGACGAUUUCGCCUGGCACGACAUUCCCGAUUCCAUCAACUACAUCCUCGAGGUCACCAAAGAACCCAGCCUGAGCUAUGUUGGCUUCAGCCAGGGUACCGCUCAAGCAUUUGCCGCCCUAAGCAUCCACCCUCCUCUGAACGAGAAGAUCAACGUCUUCGUUGCUCUCGCGCCAGCUAUGAGCCCAGACGGAUUGGCUGCUUCUGUUGUCGACAGUCUGAUGAAGGCUUCACCGACACUCCUUUUCCUCAUCUUUGGUCGCAAGUCGAUCAUGUCCUCGGUACCCGCAUGGCAAUCCCUCCUCUACCCUCCGGUUUACUGCGCGGCCAUCAGCUCUUCCCUCAGUUGGCUCUUCAACUGGCAAUCCCAUAAUAUCUCCGACUUGCAGAAGUUGGCCGCCUUCUCGCACCUCUACUCCUCGGCUUCCGUCAAAUCGGUAGUCCACUGGUUCCAGAUCAUGCGGAACGGCAAAUUCCAGAUGUACGACGACGACGUUCAGCGCGUUGUUCUGGUACGGCGCACCGCCAAGCCGUCUGGCGUUACUGCGUACGCGCCCGCCCAGUUCCCAACACGCAACAUCGUCUCUCCCAUCGUGCUUCUGUAUGGCGAUUCGGAUUCGCUCGUGGAUAUCGAUGUGAUGCUGCGCGAGUUGCCUCGCAAGAGGACGACGGCUCGUCGUCUUCGCGGCUACGAGCACUUGGACGUCAUCUGGGGCGAUAACAUCCACAAGGACGUCAACCCGCAUGUCGUCGCCGCGCUCCGAGACCACUGCAUUAACCCAGAGCGCCUCGAUGCGGCGGCGAAGAUGACCAACGGGUUCUCGGACUUUGACGACGUUACGGAAUCCAACACCCCUGCAGAUACCCUCUCCGGAUACGAAAAUUAA
This is a messenger RNA of Epithele typhae, 1461 nucleotides long. Its product is annotated as triacylglycerol lipase. The record is from RefSeq and is a predicted model, not a curated record. The coding region runs from base 1 to 1461 and encodes 486 amino acids. Lineage: Eukaryota; Fungi; Basidiomycota; Agaricomycetes; Polyporales; Epitheliaceae. Gene Ontology annotation, biological process: lipid metabolic process. The transcript is spliced from 2 exons.